Ectocarpus sp. CCAP 1310/34 is the source of this 1020-nucleotide messenger RNA. Lineage: Eukaryota; Phaeophyceae; Ectocarpales; Ectocarpaceae. The record is from the annotation of a GenBank genome assembly.
AUGUGGCAUGAGGAGGGAGGGGAGGAACGGCCGGAGACAGGGGAGGCAGAAUCGGCGGGUCCGGGAGGGCAGGAGGUAGAGUCGGAGAGUCAGGAAGGGUUGGAUGAAGAGUUGGUUGAGUCGGGAGGGCAGGAGGUAGAAUCGGAGUCAUUUUCCCCUGCUACGCACGUACCAUCUAAUCGUCGUGCGCGGCAUGAGCUUGCUAGUUACAACACUGCUGCAAAGGAGAAUGUUGAAGUCAGAGAAGGCAGAACCCGUGCGCAAACCUCGGGCCGUAAACCAGCAGAGCGUAUCCGAUCCCAUGGUCACUCAAGGACCUAUACUAUCUCCGCAUCUGAAAUUGUAGAAGCACUCUUCGUGGAGCAGAGAGCGUCUGAUACUAUGGAACUGCCGAGAGCGAUCAUUCAGGAUGUAGAGACAGAGCCUGGUAGCUACCGAGAAGCCCGCNAGAGUUCAGGAAGGGCCGGAGACAGGGGAGGCAGAAUCGGCGGGUCCGGGAGGGCAGGAGAAGCACUCUUCGUGGAGCAGAGAGCGUCUGAUACUAUGGAACUGCCGAGAGCGAUCAUUCAGGAUGUAGAGACAGAGCCUGGUAGCUACCGAGAAGCCCGCCAGUCAAAGCAUACCGUGAUUUGGGACAAAGGCAUGUCUGCAGAGUUUGAAGGCUUGUUAAGAGCAGGAAUGUUCGCGUUAGCAGUAAAGGCCCCGAUAGGCUGUAACGUGAUAGAUGCUAGAUGGGUCUAUAAAUGGAGCGCAGACAAAACAGGCAAGAUAGUGAAGGCCAAGGCUAGGCUUGUAGCGGAGGGCUUCAAGCAGAAGUAUGGUGUGGAUUAUCUUGAGACUUUCUCGCCAACUGCAAAUGCUGCAUCGAUUCGUUUGUUGAUAGCAUUGGCGUGCAAGUAUGAUUUGGAAUUUCUCCACUUUGACAUUGAGCAAGCGUUUGUUCAGUCGGAAUUGGAUCACGAGGUGUUCAUGAAGUUGCCUCCUGGCUGCGAGUCGAUGUCAGGAAAGGUCGUCCGUUGA